GCCAGCCUCUUCCUCUCUCUUUUCGUUGAGGCUCAGCUAGCGGCCGCCUGCAAACAUGCAGAUCUUCGUGAAGACGUUGACGGGGAAAACCAUCACCCUUGAGGUUGAGCCCAGCGACACUAUCGAAAAUGUCAAGGCAAAGAUCCAGGAUAAGGAAGGAAUUCCCCCUGAUCAGCAGCGUCUGAUCUUUGCUGGAAAACAGCUGGAGGAUGGACGCACGCUGUCCGACUACAACAUCCAGAAAGAGUCCACUCUCCAUCUGGUUCUGCGUCUGCGUGGUGGCAUCAUUGAGCCUUCCCUCAGACAGCUGGCCCAGAAAUACAACUGCGACAAGAUGAUCUGCCGCAAGUGCUAUGCCCGUCUGCACCCCCGUGCUGUCAACUGCCGCAAGAAGAAGUGCGGACACACCAACAACCUUCGCCCCAAGAAGAAGCUGAAGUAAACAUUUUGGCUGAAUUGGCACUCUGUGCCUUUUUGUGUUAAAAUAAAUGUAAGAAAAU
Amphiprion ocellaris (clown anemonefish) is the source of this 500-nucleotide messenger RNA. RefSeq names its product ubiquitin-60S ribosomal protein L40. Gene Ontology annotation, cellular component: ribosome; nucleus; cytoplasm. Gene Ontology annotation, molecular function: structural constituent of ribosome; protein tag activity; ubiquitin protein ligase binding. Bases 56 to 442 code for a protein of 128 amino acids. Lineage: Eukaryota; Metazoa; Chordata; Actinopteri; Pomacentridae. The transcript is spliced from 5 exons. Gene Ontology annotation, biological process: protein ubiquitination; modification-dependent protein catabolic process; translation. The record is from RefSeq and is a predicted model, not a curated record.